Messenger RNA from Argiope bruennichi, 597 nucleotides. Its product is annotated as cuticle protein 10.9-like. The record is from RefSeq and is a predicted model, not a curated record. Gene Ontology annotation, cellular component: chitin-based extracellular matrix. Gene Ontology annotation, molecular function: structural constituent of chitin-based larval cuticle. The transcript is spliced from 4 exons. NCBI's taxonomy places the organism in Eukaryota, Metazoa, Arthropoda, Arachnida, Araneae, Araneidae. The coding region runs from base 16 to 393 and encodes 125 amino acids.
CGAAAUAAUUGAUAGAUGGUGAGAUUGGACCUUAGAGCUAUUUUAUAUUAUGAUAAAAGUAAUGAAAAAAUUUUGCUUUUGGCAGCAGCCGUUACUGUUGUUGUUGCCCAAAUUGGGUUAGGAAAAAUUGAAGAAUUCGAAGGACCUUUCGAGCCCAUUCCUUACAGCUUCGGCUACUCGAUUAAAGAUGAGCACGGUGAGCAGCACAGAAGCGAAAAGAGUGAUGGAGCAGGUGUUGUCACAGGAAGUUAUGGCUUCGUAGACGAAAACGGCAUUCAUCGAAUGGUCUAUUACAUCGCAGAUGAGAAAGGUUUCAGAGCGAAAAUCGUCACAAAUGAGCCAGGCACAGCCAGUCAAAAUCCUGCAGGUGUCUUAAUGGAAUCAGUUCAAUGAUGGGAUUAAGGUCUAUUAGAAUCAAUGGAAGAUCAAUGGAAACAAAGUCAUUCAAGAUUGCUAUGCCAAAGAACUUUUGAACAUAAACAUUCACCAAAGAACAAUACCGAGCAAAAUAUAUUUAAAAAUAUUUAAUAAAAAUAUGUACUAACGUUUUAAUAAAUCCUGUUUAUUAACGUUGUAAAUAAAUAUUUUCAUUUCAAA